Messenger RNA from Fusarium venenatum, 897 nucleotides. NCBI's taxonomy places the organism in Eukaryota, Fungi, Ascomycota, Sordariomycetes, Hypocreales, Nectriaceae. The record is from RefSeq and is a predicted model, not a curated record.
AUGUCGCGCACGCUUCUCAUAACUGGCGCUACCGGGAAGCAAGGCGGCUCUGUGGUAGCUGCUUUACUUGCUGCCCAGGCUGACUUUAACAUCCUAGCCCUCACUCGAGAUGCCUCAUCCCCUUCGGCGAAGAAAUUGGCGGCCAAGUCCCCCAAGAUCACACUCGUGGAAGGCAACUUGGACGAUGCUGAUGCCAUUUUCACGAACGUCAGUAAGGUAACAACUUCGCCUGUAUGGGGCGUCUUCAGUGUUCAGGCAAGACCGAUCAUCGAAGAAAAGCAAGGCAAAGACCUUAUAGAUAUCUCUCUAAAAAACAACGUCAAACACUUUGUCUACUCAUCUGUCGACCGCCACGGGGCCAAAUCGAUCGAGAACCCAACUAAUAUCCCCCACUUCAUAAGCAAGCACAAUAUCGAGCACCAUCUACUGCGUCGAUCUACUGGAACAGAUAUGGACUGGACCAUCCUCCGUCCAGUCGCAUUUAUGGAGAACUUUGAUGGCGGUAUGGUUGGCAAGAUCUUUGCCUCCUGCUGGAAAGCGGUUGUAAAGUCUCGACCCCUCCAGCUCAUUGCAACAGCCGACAUCGGGGUUUUCGCAGCCAAGGCCUUCAUCAACAUGUCUGCAUAUAAAGGCAAAACUAUCUCUCUUGCAGGGGAUGAGUUGACAUAUGAUCAGAUGGCCACAGUCUUCAAAGAGAAGACUGGAUCAGAUGUACCCUUAGCCGCAGGCAUUCUCGCAAGGAUCACGCUAUGGUUGUCAAAGGAAAUGGGCACCAUGUUUGCCUUUUUUGAAAAUGAGGGUUAUGGUGCGAACCCCGAAGAAUUGCGGCGUAUGCACCCUGAGCUCAAAACACUUGGCACUUGGCUUGAAGGAAGCGUGUAUGCGAAGCGCCAGUAG